Oncorhynchus mykiss (rainbow trout) is the source of this 609-nucleotide messenger RNA. The record is from RefSeq and is a predicted model, not a curated record. NCBI's taxonomy places the organism in Eukaryota, Metazoa, Chordata, Actinopteri, Salmoniformes, Salmonidae.
AUGGAAGAACAAGUUGAAUCCCUGUUUGUGAACAUACACUCCUACUACCUCAUUCAGAAUGUUACCAUGGUGAUUCCCAUGGCAUUUGCCUUGAUCCGUUCUGAGACGUACUCUAAGAUCCGUGCUGCCAGGACCAGAUGGGACCAGAUGGAACUGUUGUACGAGGCUCUAGACUUUGGAGGGGUAAAGCUGAAAUCAGACUUUUACAGGAUUCUACUGGAUCUGGAACCUGACCUUGUCAUCGACCUGGGUGCCAUAUUUGUGGACAUCCAUAAGGAUCAACUCAUUCAGAAGGUUACCAAGAUGAAGCCCAUCCUUCAUGAGCUGUUCUAUGAGAAGUUGUACUGUAACACCAGGAUUAAACAGAUGACCAGACAUGACCAGAUGAGACAGUUGUACAAGGCCCUAGAAGAAGCAGAAGACACAAGAAGUGUGAAAUUAGACUUUUACAUGAUUUUACUGGAUCUGGAACCUGACCUUGUCAGAGACCUGGAUUCAAAUGAACUUUACCUUUAUGUUCUCAUUCAUAACCUGUCUAGACAGAUGGAGAAGGUUAUAAAACAGAGGGGUGAGUUUGAAAGUCUGUCUUUCUCCAACUUAAUUUUCUAG